Molecule: messenger RNA, 1224 nt
Organism: Eruca vesicaria subsp. sativa (arugula)
Lineage: Eukaryota; Viridiplantae; Streptophyta; Magnoliopsida; Brassicales; Brassicaceae
Source: the annotation of a GenBank genome assembly
AUGUUGGAAGACAUACCAAAGAGAUGGGAGGUGCUAAGUGGCCAAAACAAAUGGAAAGACCUGCUUGAUCCACUUGACCCAGACCUGCGUCGCUAUCUCAUUCACUAUGGCGAGAUGGCUCAGGUUGGUUAUGACGCCUUUAACUGGGACCGUAAGUCUGAAUACUGCGGUGAUUGUUAUUACUCUAAGAGUCAAAUCCAUGCUCGAACUGGCUAUCUCAAAGCCAACCCUUUCAGGUACAAUGUGACUAAGUACAUCUACGCAACAGCUUCUAUAAAGCUACCACUCUGUUUCAUAGUCAAGUCUUUGUCAAAUAAAGCGUCACGUGUGCAGACUAACUGGAUGGGUUACAUUGCAGUAGCUACAGACGAGGGAAAGGCAAUGUUAGGGAGGAGAGACAUUGUUGUAGCUUGGAGAGGAACUCUUCAGCCAUAUGAAUGGGCUAAUGAUUUUGAUUUUCCACUUGAGUCAGGUGUCAAAGUUUUCCCUGUAACAGACACCAAACACGUGCCUCGUAUUGGAAGUGGUUGGCUUGAUGUCUACACAGCUUCUGAUGUCUCGUCUCCUUAUGACAAAACUAGCGCACGAGAACAGGUACAAGCAGAGCUCAAGAGACUGCUAGAAGUAUACAAGAACGAAGAAGUAAGCAUCACUUUCACAGGCCAUAGCUUGGGAGGAGUUAUGUCAACUCUAGCAGCUGCAGAUCUUGUACAUAGCAGGAAAAACAUGAUUGAAACAGGUCUUCAGACAAAACAAGUUCCUAUCACAGUUUUUGCUUUCGGAUGUCCUAGAAUUGGAGACCAAGACUUCAAAAAUGUUGUCAACUCACACAAACAACUAAACAUCCUAAGAAUAGUAAACGUUCCGGAUGUGGCACCAAAUUAUCCACUCUUAUGGUAUGCAGAAGUAGGAGAGGAACUUCAGAUCAAUACACUGAACUCUACUUACCUGAAACGGUCUCUGAACUGGAGGAACUACCAUAACCUGGAGAUAUACCUGCACGGUAUAGCGGGGAUGCAAGACAAAUCCGGGCUAUUUAAGCUGGUGAUUGGUCGGGAUGUUGCGCUGGUCAAUAAAGGAUUAGAUGCUCUGAAAGAUAAGUACUUAGUGCCAAGUACAUGGAGGUGUCUUGCAAACAAAGGGAUGAUUCAAAUGGAUGAUGGGACAUGGAAGCUGGAUAUCCAUAGGUAUGAAGAUGAUGGUGAUGACCCCAUAAAUAAGUAA